Messenger RNA from Microdochium trichocladiopsis, 1857 nucleotides. RefSeq names its product amidase signature domain-containing protein. Gene Ontology annotation, molecular function: catalytic activity. The record is from RefSeq and is a predicted model, not a curated record. The transcript is spliced from 3 exons. Bases 1 to 1818 code for a protein of 605 amino acids. NCBI's taxonomy places the organism in Eukaryota, Fungi, Ascomycota, Sordariomycetes, Xylariales, Microdochiaceae.
AUGUCUGUCUUCUUCAAAGACGUCAGCGAGAACAACCCGGUGAAGAAGGGCGAUGCCGAGAAACUGCUGGCAGACAUUGGCGCCGAGAUCCUGCCCCAGGACUCGGACGACUACCAUGUCCUCCUCGCCGCGGUGCACGACUGCGCCGAACAGCUCGAGGCCAUGCCAGACUACCAGCCCGAGCCGGAUCGCAAACAGUAUCCGCGAGAGGAUAUCCGCCGGCCGGCCGACUCGGAGCAACAGUUUGGUGCCGCGUGGGCGCACAGGUUUCUGAUCAGAGGCGCCUCGUCGUCAUCAUCAUCGGCUCAUGGCACGACGACACAGCCAGCGAAGUCUUCUCCGCUUGCAGGCAGAAAGGUCUGCCUGAAGGACUGCAUCGCCGUGGCCGACGUGCCGCAGUUCUUCGGCAGCGACGCCUUCCCCGCGUGGACGCCCAGCACGGACGCAACCGUGGUCACGCGGGUCCUCGACGCGGGCGCAGACGUCCACGGGACUUGUGUCUGCGAGGCCUUCUGCAACUCGACGUCGAGCUUCACGAGCGCGCAGGGCACGAUAGAGAACCCGCAUCGCGCCGGGUACUCUGCAGGCGGAAGCACGUCUGGCGGCGGCGCCCUUGUGGGUGGUGGUGUGAUGGACGUUGCCAUCGGGACGGACCAGGGCGGCUCGAUCCGCGUCCCCUCGAGCCUCUGCGGAUGCGUUGGUUUCAAGCCGACACAUGGCCUUGUCCCUUACACAGGCAUCACGAGCGGCGACUUCAUCGACGACCACGCCGGCCCCCUGACGUCCUCUGUUCUCGAUACAGCGGCUUGCCUAGACGCCAUUGCCGGCUAUGACGGCAUCGACGAUAGAUCCCUGGGUGCCGCACCGCACGGCAGUUACAGCUUUCACCAGACCCUGCAGGACCUCGACACCACAGAGCGGCCACUGGCAGGCUACAAGAUCGGCGUUCUCAAAGAAGGCUUCGGCCUCGAUAUUUCGCAGCCCGAAGUCGAUGCCCUGGUUCGUAGUGCGGCGAGCAAGUUUACACAGCUGGGCGCCACAGUCGAGGAAGUGUCUAUCCCGGAACAUCUGCACGGCCCGCUCAUCUGGACGAUCCAGCAGCGCAUCGCCGGCGCCGCGGGCGUCCUGGGCACGGCGCACGGCCGCCGGGCCUUGUACUUGACCGAGUUUGAGCACGCGCGGCUGCCCUGGACGGCGGACAACUUCCACAAGCUCUUCCCCUCGACCAAGAACACCGUCAUCAACGGGCUGUACCUGUCCAGGAACUUCCCGGGCUUGUAUGGGAAGUCCGUCAACAUCGGCCGCAAGAUCCGCGACGCGUAUCAGGACAGGCUCAAAGGCGAUGGCAGUGGUGGUGGUAGUGGCGGCGGCAGCAGCGGUGCUGGUUUUGACCUAAUCGUCAUGCCGACGGUCCCUGUCGUCGCGCCGAGACACGGCACGAGAGACACCCCGAGGACGUGCUUCGCGCCGAGCAUCGGGCUCACCUCGAACACCGCCGUGUUCAAUGUCACGGGCAACCCGGCGCUGUCGCUGCCUGUCGGCUUCGCGCCGGCGCGGGACGAUCCGAGCGUGGCGCUGCCGGUGGGGAUGCAGAUUGUCGGCGGACUGUGGCAGGAGGAAAAGAUCCUCAAGGCCGCGCAUGCUUGGGAGUCGCGGUUUGACUGGAGAAAGAUCAGUCUGGUUUCCAACAGUUGCGAUGCGUCUUUGCAUACAAUUCAAGACGCAGAGGCGCGCAAGAGGGUUGGCAGUGAGAAAUAUGUCUCCGACGUGCGCGUUGCUCCUGUUGUUGCUACUGGAGAGGAAGUAGUUGUGGUAUGAAGUAGACGUAAAAUACAUCCAUUGGAAGCUGGCCCACAC